AUGUCACCACUUAUUUUAUUCAUUCUUCUUUCUCAAACAUUUCUGAGCCAAGGCGCAAUACUUAAUUGUGAUUUUGAAACAGAUUGUAAAGAUUUUUAUUUGUAUGAUUUGGCUAAAACAGAUGGUUACAAUCCCCAACCUAUCGAUCAUGAUCAUACAUUAAAUAUAAAAGCUGGCCAUUAUAUUUACUAUACUGGAACUGCCCCAAGAGGACUCCAAAUUCAAGCUUACAAUUGGUUAGAGCCUUCAACUGAUCGACCGUUAUGUUUUCGAAUGUGGUAUUAUUCUUCUCGAAUAGAACAUCUGUUCAGUGUUCAAACUGCCCAAGGUGAAGGACAAGAAUUGAUGCGUACACUCGCUUCAGUUUUAGAUAAGAAUGCUUCAACUGUUGAUUGGACAUUAAUCGAUGUAAAAUUACCAAAUGAAAAAAUCAAAAUAAACGUUAAAACAUAUAUAACACAGCUACAUUUAACAUUUGACGAUAUUUCUGUGGAUUAUUGUGAUGGUCAACUGCCUCCACCUCCGAAAGUUUUAUAUACGUGUGAUUUUGAAUCAUCUUGCUCAAACGAUUUUGUUACAUUACCGAUAUAUGAAUAUCAAUGGUUAAUAUCAACUGCAACUAACGCUCGUAGAAUCGAAUGGUCUGCUCCAACUGCUGAUUAUACAUUUGGAAAUAGUUCAGGACAUUAUGCAUUUGUGCCCGUUUCCAAUAUAGUCGGUAAUGGUAAAGUUGGCUAUAUACAUUUAAAAAAACAAUUCCAAAUAACAUCUGAAGAAUCGUACUGUUUGAAUUUUCAAUAUUAUGUUUAUCCAACAACAAGUUAUGCCAGUCAUUUGAGAAUUUAUUCAUGGGCUUCAGAUGAAUCGAAAGCAAUUAAAGUUUUAUGGCCUAAAGCCGAAUCAGCAUAUCACAUAACUGGCGGUCGAUGGGGUUGGGGUAUUAUUAAUUUACCAGUUGGUAACUAUUCACUUCUGUUUCGUGUGGAUACUUCUAUUUGGAAAGACUCGUUCGCUCUCGAUAAUAUUGAUAUUAUUUCGUGUGAUUAUCCUCCUUCAUUUACUCCAUACGAUUCUCUUCUUUCUUUCUCAUGCAAUUUUGAUACUUUGACAAUGUGUGAGAUGAUGAAUGAUAAGAAUUCGACACUUAAUUUUACAACAUCUACUGGUGAUACAAUACCUGAUCAAGAACUUGGUCCAGCUCGAGAUCAUACACAUAAUUCAACAUCUGCUGGUUUUCUCUACUGGAAUCAAAAUUUGUCAGCAGUCAGUGCAAAUGAUAGAGGUCGUGUAUAUCUGUCAAAAAAAAUUCUGCAGAAUACUGUAAUUCGUCUAUCCAGUGAUGAAAGUUCUAGUACCGUAUUAUGGUAUCAAGUAUUAAGUGAUAGUCAAGGAUGGCAGAUAGCUUUGGUACCUUUAACCAACAUUACUAGUGCAAUAACAUACUCUUUUGAAGUUUACCGACUCGAACCAACAUUGACAGCUGUUGCUUUCGAUGAUAUUGAAAUUGACCAAUGUAGUUCUGUCAUACCAACUACUACAAGUACAUUAACGACACUUACAAGCACAUCGACAACUACCACUCCUACUACCACUACUACAUACACAUCAACAAUUAUUAUAACUACAACAACAACUACUACUACGACUACAACACUUCACAACAAUGCUCCUCAGCUAUUUCCUUUAAAUACACGUAGUUUGAUAAUUUAUUUUUUUCUUGUUCAAAUCUUUCGACAUUUCUAUUAA
Molecule: messenger RNA, 1746 nt
Organism: Adineta ricciae
Lineage: Eukaryota; Metazoa; Rotifera; Eurotatoria; Adinetida; Adinetidae
Source: the annotation of a GenBank genome assembly